This is a messenger RNA of Arachis ipaensis, 1185 nucleotides long. RefSeq names its product 2-oxoglutarate-dependent dioxygenase 19-like. The record is from RefSeq and is a predicted model, not a curated record. Lineage: Eukaryota; Viridiplantae; Streptophyta; Magnoliopsida; Fabales; Fabaceae.
ACCCAUUCAUGCAUCUCAAAAUAUAACUAAUUAGUUCAUAGUUAUUGCUUUCUCUCAUUUUCUUUUAUCUCCAUUAGCGUUAAAAAAUGGCACCCUGUGAUGAAACCCAGAUAUGGAACUCUUAUUCAGCUUUUGAUGAUGAAAUACCCACUGUUGAUUACUCUCUCUUGUUUUCUCAUGACCCUGCUCAACGAUUCAUGGCCCUCGAAUUCCUUCGCCAUGCUUGCCAAGAAUUUGGCUUCUUUUAUCUAGUAAAUCAUACAAUCCCAGACGCGGUUUUCGAGGGCAUUUUGAAGGGAAUAUCUAAUUACUUUGAUCCAACAACUUUAAAUGAAAGAAAGAUCUACAGAAAAAAAGGGGCAUUAGAUACAAUCCGAUGGGACCAAAACUCCUCUUCCGGUGAAAACAGGGAAUAUCUCAAGUUGUUUGCGCACCCCAAAUUCCAUGCUCCGGCCAAGGCAUCAGCUUUUAGCAAAAUUAUAGAAGAAUACUCCAAAGAAAUGAGAAAAGUAGUGGACGGAUUAGCAAAGGCUGUUUCUAAAACCUUAGGGUUUGAAGAACACUACAUAGAAAAGGCAUUCAACUUGAAGUCAGGGUUUGAUGUGAUGGCCAUGAAUCUUUAUCCACCAAAUUCAACAUCAAAGGGGCCUGUUGGUCUUCCUGAACACACUGACCCUGGAUUUGUUAUCACACUCAUCCAAGAUGUAAAUGGUGGUCUCCAAAUCCUGUCACAUAAAGGAAAAUGGAUUAACUCUUAUAUUCCACAUCAUGGUAUCCUCAUUCAGCUUGGUGAUCAUCUUGAGAUAUUGACGAAUGGGAAGUACAAGAGUCAUAUCCAUCGAGUAAUUGUUGACAACAACAAGGUUAAGAGGAUCUCCGUGGUGAGCCUUCAUGGACCAUCCUUGGACAAAGUCAUUAGCCCAGGGAUAGAGUUUGUUGAUGAUGAACACCCAAAGGAAUACCAUGGCACCACCUACAAGGCUUCAUUGGAAGCCAAUGGAUGUCAUCUCAUAGAUGUGCAAUCAUCACUUCAAGAUCUGAGAAUACUGAAACCCUAGACUAUCUUAUUUGCCAUAUUUGAUAUCAAAUAACCGAAUGAAAAAAGAUCAUUCAAGUCUACGACUUUUGUAAAAUGCAAAAAGUCUCAAAUUAGUGCAUGAGUAAAAAGUACUUCUAUUAUCAACA